This is a messenger RNA of Phycomyces blakesleeanus NRRL 1555(-), 414 nucleotides long. RefSeq lists its product as hypothetical. Bases 1 to 414 code for a protein of 137 amino acids. The transcript is spliced from 5 exons. The record is from RefSeq and is a predicted model, not a curated record. NCBI's taxonomy places the organism in Eukaryota, Fungi, Mucoromycota, Mucoromycetes, Mucorales, Phycomycetaceae.
AUGUUUACGCGGAGCGGAAGGUCCUUAUCGAUGCGUUCAUUACACAUUGACUUUAUGAGACAAACGGUGGCAUCAAUGCUGUUCUGCAAGUCGUACUUGUAUUGUGGAACAAAAAAGUGGAUCGUUGUGGGGUUUUGGCUACAAAUUGAUUGGCUGUAUUGUAAUAUUGAAUAUAUUGAUUAUAUUGAAUAUAUUGGUUAUAUUGGUUAUACAUUAGUUGUAUUAGCUAACUAUAAUUAUAACAGAACAGAUCAGAACCAGGCAAUGAUUACUAUGGGUAUCAAUACUGGAAUCAAAGGAGGAAUACUGGACCCUUUUUUGGAUCAAAAGGGAAGUAUGAUUAUGAUUAUGAUUAUGAGCAUGAGUAUGAGUGUAAGUGUGGGUGUUGGUGUGGUAAUUAUUACCGGUCACUGA